UCGGCAUCCAAAUGGGCCCAACUGUUGGGGGGGAAUAUUGAGGACCCUGAUCUCCUCCUUUUCCUUUUUCUGGGUCCUGGGUUCAGGGUUCGAGACGAAGAAGGAGAAGGAGAAGGAGGCCCAGGACUUCAGGGAACAAAGGCCCGGCGGUUGGCGGAGAGCAGCCAGGCGAUUGCAAAGAAGCGAGCUCCAUUGUAGCCGUGCCGAAUCCUUGUAAUGCAGAGAAUAGCAAAAAUGGCCCAGGCAGCGAUGGCAGCGGCAUCCAGCCAUGAAGAGGACUCGUCUGAAAGCAGAAUGGUGGUUACGUUCCUCAUGUCGGCCCUUGAAUCCAUGUGCAAAGAGCUUGCCAAGUCCAAAGCAGAAGUCGCCUGCAUUGCUGUGUAUGAAACAGAUGUGUUCGUUGUGGGGACCGAGAGAGGAAGAGCUUUUGUCAAUACGAGAAAAGAUUUUCAGAAGGAUUUUGUGAAGUACUGUGUUAAUGAAGAGGCAAAGGCUGCAGAGCUGCAGAAAAUAAAGUCAACACCGCUUGACAAUCGGAUGACGGUGGAUAUUGUGGAAAUGGAAGUCCUCAGGAAGUCUGUGGAGGAUUACUUCUGCAUUUGUUACGGCAAAGCUUUAGGAAAGUCGACUGUUGUUCCCGUGCCGUAUGAUAAGAUUCAGAGGGACCCCUCUGCUGUAGUGGUACAUGGCCUCCCAGAAGGACUGACGUUUAAACACCCCACCAAUUACGAUGUCACAACUCUUAAGUGGAUUCUGGAAAACAAAUCUGGAAUCUCCUUCGUCAUUAAAAGGCCUUUCCUCGAGCCAAAAAAACAUUUAGGACCUCGUAUUAUGGACUCAUCACACACAAUAACAUCCUCCAGCGGAAGCUCUUCAAUCCAGGUGAAGACUGAACCCAGUGAAGAUUCUGGACUCGAGAUGAUAACGGUCAAAGAAGAAUCAGAGGAUCCUGAAUAUUAUCAGUUUAACAUUCCAGAUUCUUCUCAACAUGCCACUUCUGAAACAAGUGAGGAUCCUGAAGUGGAAGUGACCAUUGAAGACGACGAUGACUAUUUGCCGCCCCAUAAGAAAACAAAGAACACCGAAGUCAUCAACGAUGCUGCCAACGCUGGAAGAAGAAAAGCUAGGGAAUUCAAUUUCGAGAAGUGGAACGCUCGCAUCACAGACUUGAGGAAACAAGUUGAAGAGUUGUUUGAAAGAAAAUACGCUGAAGCUAUUAAUGCAAAAGGCCCGGUGUCUAUUCCAUACCCGCUCUUCCAGUCUCAUGUUGAAGAUUUGUAUGUGGAAGGACUGCCAGAAGGAAUUCCCUUUCGGAGGCCCUCCACUUAUGGGAUCCCUCGCCUCGAAAGGAUUUUGCUGGCAAAGGAACGGAUACGAUUUGUAAUUAAGAAGCACGAGUUGCUAAAUUCAACACGAGAAGACCUGCCAUUAGACAAACCUGUAGCGGGAGUGAAAGAAGAGUGGUAUGCUCGAAUCACGAAGCUAAGGAAGAUGGUAGAUCAGCUGUUCUGCAGAAAAUUUGCCGAGGCCCUGGGAAGCACUGAACCCAAAGCUGUGCCUUACCAAAAAUUUGAGGCACACCCCACUGAUCUUUAUGUGGAGGGCCUGCCCGAGAAUAUCCCGUUUCGCAGUCCGUCCUGGUAUGGAAUCCCUCGGCUGGAGAAAAUACUACAAGUGGGCAACAGGAUAAAAUUUGUAAUAAAGAAGCCAGACCUACUAACAGUCUCUCCUACAGAAGUUACUCAGCCAAGGACAAACAUGCCUGUCAAAGAAGAUUGGAAUGUCAGAAUUACAAAACUGAGGAAGCAGGUUGAAGAGAUAUUUAAUCUGAAAUUUGGACAAGCCCUAGGUCUCAGCGAAGCAGUGAAGGUUCCUUACCCUGUCUUUGAGUCAAACCCUGAGCAUUUGUACGUAGAGGGUUUGCCGGAAGGCAUCCCGUUUCGAAGCCCUACAUGGUUUGGGAUCCCGCGGCUGGAAAGAAUUGUCCGUGGCAGUGGAAAGAUCAAAUUUAUUGUGAAGAAGCCAGAUCUUGUGACUUCGUAUUUACCUCCUGGGCUGGCUAGUAAAGUGAAUACUUCAGGAUCCCAGUCUCCAAACAGUUCAAACUCGGCACUAAGUCCUGUAAGCAACUCAAAGGUUCCAGAAAUCGAAGUUACUGUAGAUGAAGGCCUCGCUAGAAAGACGCCAACCCCAGAAGUCAGAGCUAACCCUCAAACCAACGGAUCUAAUGUGGGCUUUAAGCCAAGAGGAAGAGAGUUUUCUUUUGAGGCCUGGAAUGCCAAGAUCACCGACCUGAAACUAAAAGUUGAAAACCUUUUCAAUGAGAAAUGUGGGGAAGCGCUUGGCAUGACCGAACCCGUGAAGGUCCCUUUUGCGCUCUUUGAGUCUUACCCCGAAGAUUUCUACGUCGAAGGCCUUCCGGAGGGAGUGCCGUUCCGCCGCCCGUCUACGUUUGGCAUUCCGAGAUUGGAAAAGAUUCUCCGAAACAAAGCUAAGAUAAAAUUUAUCAUUAAAAAGCCGGAGAUGUUCGAGGCAGCAGUGAAGGAAAGCACCACUGCUAUUCCAACCCCUCCAAGAAGAAGCAGCUUAUCUAACACCAUGAUAAAUACUGUAAGCAUGCCGGAUCCUAUAGUGAACACAGCUUCUGGAGUGGAAGAUCUGAACAUCAUCCAAGUGACCAUACCAGAUGACGACGAGAGAACCUCCAAAGUAGAGAAGGCCCGGCAGUUGAGAGAGCAAGUGAAUGAUCUAUUCAGUCGGAAGUUUGGGGAAGCCAUUGGCAUGGGGUAUCCCGUGAAAGUCCCGUAUCGGAAAAUUACCGUCAACCCUGGCUGCGUGGUGGUGGACGGCAUGCCCCCCGGCGUGUCUUUCAAAGCUCCCAGUUACCUUGAAAUCAGUUCGAUGAGGAAGAUUUUGGAUUCAGCAGAGUUCAUUAAAUUCACUGUCAUUAGACCAUUCCCUGGACUUGUAAUGAACAACCAAAUUCCGGAGAAGACCGAACCAGAACCGCCAGCAGCGGUGGCGGCGGCGGCGGCAGCUGCGCCUGAACCUGAGCCGGUGGUACAAGAGCCGGUUGAACCAGACCAAAUAGUACAAGUAUCAGUAGAGGAAGAUUCGGUACAGACUGAAGACAGCGCUCAGAUCAAACAGGAGCCCGAGUCGACGUGGUAGACCUUGCCGGCAUUUGGUCAAAAGCAUCCAGGAUUGCGAAGAGUUUGCUGGGACGGCCCUGGGCUGUGUAAUAUAACUGUAUAAGAGAAGUACCUUCUAUCCAUUCAUCCCCACCUUUUCCUUAGCCAACCCCUUUCUUUUCUACUCUUUAGAUAGAAAUUGUCUGCUCUGUUCAAAAAAAGUCCUUGGGAAUUGACCCAAAAGCAGUGAGACGCCUUUUUAAUAUCUCAAAGACCUAAAUGGAGAAGGAAAUGCUGGACAUAUAUGACUGAUGAUUGUUAGGUGUUUUGUUUUCGUUUUUGGGGUCAUUGAAACCUGCAGGGACUUGCAACAGAUAAAAUUAAAAUGCCUGCCUUUCUAAGUAACAGCCCUUAAGAUGCGUCUGGGCUUUUAAUGAAGAAGAAAGCCGUCUCCCGUAGUUCAGGUUUUACUUUACUUUUUCUUUCCCCAUCCGUUGGUGGCAGCAGUUGAAAUGUGUCCACUGAGACUUUUCUUUCCCUUUCUCCUUUAAUGGCUAAUUGGACAAUAGUAUCUGUAUAUUUGAAAUAAUUUUUUUCCUAUGAUAUAUCUCUCAACUCAUAUGUUUUUAAUAAACAAAUAAAAACUGAUUUUCCUGA
Messenger RNA from Sceloporus undulatus (fence lizard), 3788 nucleotides. It is a transcript of the gene GTF2I, whose product is annotated as general transcription factor IIi. The record is from RefSeq and is a predicted model, not a curated record. Gene Ontology annotation, cellular component: nucleus. Gene Ontology annotation, molecular function: DNA-binding transcription factor activity. NCBI's taxonomy places the organism in Eukaryota, Metazoa, Chordata, Lepidosauria, Squamata, Phrynosomatidae.